Messenger RNA from Punica granatum (pomegranate), 5815 nucleotides. The record is from RefSeq and is a predicted model, not a curated record. Lineage: Eukaryota; Viridiplantae; Streptophyta; Magnoliopsida; Myrtales; Lythraceae.
CUAGCCCCAUAAAGGGUAAAGAGCACGUCCAUGGGUCCAUAGGCUCAUGAAAUAGCAUAAAAUUGCCAUUGAAAAAAAAAAUAAAAAAUUGAAGAGGUGCAAUUUCCUCACCACCCCGUAAAGAGUAAAGAGCACGUCCAUGGGCACAGGCUCAUGGAAUAGCAUAAAAUUGCCAUUGAAAAAAGAAAAAGAAAGAAAGAAAUUGAAGAGGUGCAAUUUGCCUCACGCCCCCGUAGACAAAGAGACGUAUUCCAGGUGCUUUGGUCCCUCAACGCCGCGAUCAGAGCCUCCUCCGUCCCCCCAAACCCCCCCCCCCCCCCCUCCCCGGCGCUGAGAUCUGCUUCCCAUUAGCCUGACACCCCGGAGAGCAGAGCUGGGGAACUGCACGGUUGAGUUUGAUUUCGGAAUUCUUGACAUGGGUUCUCUCUACCUUCUGAUUCUGCUCCGUUGGGGGUUGGUUCAAGGACUGAGCUUUUCUCUCUCUGGAUUCUGCUUUCAGGGAUGAAGAGAAUAAGAGAAGACGCGUCCCCUGGCCCCCAAUUCAAACGUCCCUUUGGUUCUUCAGGGUAUGAAUCUACGAAGGAGGCUGCUGAAAAAGACGACGAUUCAGAAGCAUCAGUCUCUGACUACGAAGUCUUCCUAAGUUUCAGAGGACCAGAUUCUCGGCAGGGCCUCGCCGAUGUCCUCUACAGCGACAUGAAAACGGCCGGGAUCCGUGUUUUUAGAGACGAUGAUGAGCUUGACAUCGGUGAUGAGAUCGGUAAGAUUUUACCGGCUAUCGGGAGCUCCAAGAUAUGCGUACCAAUCUUCUCCAGUACCUUUGCUGAGAGUGCGUGGUGCCUCCGAGAAGUUGAAAGAAUGGUCGAGUUCAAGAAAGAGAUCAUGCCGAUUUUCUACACGGCCACACCAGAAGAUGUUAAGCUAGGCACAGAAUUAUUCAAGAAGGAACUACGGGAGCACGAGAAGAAGCAUGGAAAAGAGCAAGUGAAGAAGUGGGAGGAGGCUCUCAAAGUGGUCGCCAGAAUCAAAGGGCGGGAAGUGAAGACUACAGGAUUUGGGGAAUUCAGCACAUUGUUUGUCAAUACACUUCUGCGCAAGUUGAAGGUGAAAACAAAAUAUUUGGCUGAUAGCCUAGUUAAAAGAGAUGAUCAUGAAGAGGCUGUAAUGGAACUGUUGGACAUCGACUCAAGUGACGUACGAAUCAUUGGCAUCCAUGGAAUGGGCGGCAUUGGUAAGACGACUCUUGCCAAGGUCAUCUUCAACCAACUCUCAGCUAGAUUCGACUGUUGCAGCUUCCUUGAGAACAUCCAAGAAUCCUUAAGGCGUAAUGAUCUUGAAUACUUGCAAAAGCAGUUGGUGGAAGAUCUGGAUCCAAAGUUGAAAAACUUUCAAAAGAUCGACGCAAUCACAAUUCUCCGAGAAAAUAUUUGUAGGAGGAGGGCUCUCAUCGUCCUUGAUGAUGUUAAUCAAAGAAACCAAAUAGAGAUGAUAGUCGGGAUGUUGGGUUGGUUUGGCUCUGGAAGCAGGAUAAUCAUAACGACUAGGGACAAAAGUAUUUUCACCAGAGAAGCUUAUACUCAUGCUAUGGAGGAGAUGGAUCCUGACCAAGCUCUCCUACUUUUCAGUAGACGUGCCUUUAGAGACGACUCUCCUCCAAGUGACUUCCGAAUUCUUUCAGAGGAAGUUCUCUCUCUUACUGGAGGACUUCCUUUGGCCAUCGAUAUUAUAGGUUCCCUUCUUUUUCAAUGUGAGAAGAAGAGAUGGAAAGCGACAAUUGAGCGGCUAAAGAAUGUGCCCCCUCGAGAUGUUUUACGAAAGCUGAAGAUAAGUUUUGAUGCAUUGGAGUUUGACCAAAAACAGAUAUUUCUUGACAUAGCCUGCUUUUUCAUCAACAAGGAGAGAUCAAAUGCAAUUCUAAUGUGGGAAGCUUGUGACUUUUACCCUGAUGAUGGAAUUGAGGUCCUUGUUUCCAUGUCUUUGCUGAAAAUUACGAAGGACAAUGAAUUUCAAAUGCAUGGCCUUGUCAAAGAUCUUGGAAGGGAACUUGUUCGCGAGGAAUGCUUUGGUGAUCCUGUCAAGCGUAGCAGAAUAUGGUCAAGCAAAGAAGCAAAGGAGGUACUGAAGAUAAAGCAGGAAAAAGAAAAUAUUGAAGGGCUGUUUCCGGAGAAAUUAUAUGGCGACUGCAUUCUCAAACACGAGCAGUUUUCAGGUUUUCGAAAUCUAAGAUUACUGAAAUUGGUGGGUGCAAAGCUGACAGGUGACUUUGAGAAUCUCCUUCCAAAGUUAAAGUGGUUCACAUGGCAACGAUGUCCUUCCGAUUUCGCUGCGAUCAAUUUAACAUUGGAGAAUUUAGUGGUUCUUGACCUUUCCAACAGUUUUAUCACUGAAAACUGGGCUGGUUGGAACAUGAUUGAGAUAGCAAAGAAUUUGAAGGCCUUAGACCUCACUGGGUGCUGUAACUUGACAAGUACACCUGACUUGUCCAACAAUGACGCUUUAGAGAAAUUGAUUCUCAGAGGAUGCCGUAAUUUAGCUGAAAUACACGGCUCCAUCAAGAAGCUGACAAGACUGAAGCAUCUUGAUCUUCAAGGCUGUCCUUCUCUCAGAGGGUUGCCCGAAGAGAUAGGUUCGCUGGAAGAUUUGGAAGAGAUUUUGGUGGACGGGAAUCAUGGAGCUACUUUCCACUUACCGGAAUCAAUUGGUAAUUUACACUCUCUAUCUGUCAUGAAAUUACACCGGCUGGAAAUUACGAGAAUUCCCGACUCUAUUGGAGGAUUGGUGAAUCUCACGCACCUCUCUAUGAGGGAGUGUCGUGGCAUGAGGACACUUCCAGACAUAAUCGGAGAUUUGAAAUCACUAGUUAAGUUAGACAUGUCUGGUACAGAGUUGAGUGCAUUGCCUGACUCUCUUGGGGAUUUGGAAUCAUUAGUUGUCUUAGAGCUGUCCAACACAGAGUUAAGUGCGUUGCCUGACUCUGUUGGACGACUAAGUAAACUCCAGCGGUUGCAGUUAUAUUCAACGAAGAUGGAGGAGCUUCCUGACUCUCUUGGGGAUUUGGAAUCAUUAGUUAAUUUAGAACUGUCCAACACUGAGUUAAGUGCGUUGCCUGACUCUGUUGGACGACUAAGUAAACUCCAGCGGUUGCAGUUAUAUUCAACGAAGAUAGAGGAGCUUCCGGACUCUCUUGGUGAUUUGGAGUCAUUGGUUAGUUUACAGCUGUCCAGCACAAAUUUAAGUGCGUUGCCUGACUCUGUUGGACGACUAAGUAAACUCCAGUGGUUGGGGUUAAGUUCAACGAAGAUAGAGGAGCUUCCUGACUCUCUUGGGGAUUUGGAAUCAUUAGUUAAUUUAGAACUGUCCAACACUGAGUUAAGUGCGUUGCCUGACUCUGUUGGACGACUAAGUAAACUCCAGUGGUUGGGGUUAAGUUCAACGAAGAUAGAGGAGCUUCCGGACUCUCUUUGGGAUUUGGAAUCAUUGGUUAGUUUACAGCUGUCCAGCACAAAUUUAAGUGCGUUGCCUGACUCUGUUAAACGACUAAGUAAACUCCAGUGGUUGGGGUUAGAUUCAACGAAGAUAGAGGAGCUUCCGGACUCUCUUUGGGAUUUGGAAUCAUUAGUUUCGUUAGAGCUGUCCUACACAAAUUUAAGUGCGUUGCCUGACUCCGUUGGACGACUAAGUAAACUCCAGUCGUUGCGGUUGAGUUCAACGAAGAUAGAGGAGCUUCCUGACUCUCUUUGGGAUUUGGAAUCAUUAGUUGAGUUAGAGCUGUCCAACACAAAUUUAAGUGCGUUGCCUGACUCCGUUGGACGACUAAGUAAACUCCAGUCGUUGCGGUUGAGUUCAACGAAGAUAGAGGAGCUUCCUGACUCUCUUUGGGAUUUGGAAUCAUCAGUUGAGUUAGAGCUGUCCAUCACAAAUUUAAGUGCGUUGCCUGACUCCGUUGGACGACUAAGUAAACUCCAGUCGUUGCGGUUGAGUUCAACGAAGAUAGAGGAGCUUCCUGACUCUCUUUGGGAUUUGGAAUCAUUAGUUUUGUUAGAGCUGUCCUACACAAAUUUAAGUGCGUUGCCUGACUCCGUUGGACGACUAAGUAAACUCCAGUCGUUGCGGUUGAGUUCAACGAAGAUAGAGGAGCUUCCUGACUCUCUUGGGGAUUUGAAAUCGUUGGGAACAUUGGAUCUGAGUUCAUCCAAACUGAGGAUUCUACCAGAUUCCGUGGGAGAGAUGUCUAAAUUAAGGCACUUGUUGCUGGAUGAAUGCAACAUAAGAAAGUUGCCUAGUUCUAUCGGGAAGUUAGCAAGGCUAGAAUAUUUGGAGUUGGGAGGUUUGAGCUUGCAAUGCCUCCCGCAGCUCCCAGAUUUCUCCAACUUGAAGAAGCUGCAGAGCAUUGAUUUCGAAGAUUGGUUCGUCAAAGUUGCAGGGACUGGGAUUGACAAGCAUGCGUGUGGAGUUGCUCGGAGGAGAUGGUCAGGUUUUCCUGCCAGAUGGGAAAUUUGACGUCGCUGGAUAUUUCUAACAGGGAAUCCCUUGCCGAGUCACCAUUGCUUGAUUUCUCACGCUUGGAAAAUCUCAAGAAGUUACGUCUAAGCCAUUUGAAGGGGCUCACCGAGAUGAGCGGCCUAGGAGAACUGGGAUACCUGGCGGAAUUAGAUAUCCGGUACUGCGAUUCCCUGGAAAUGAUUGGGAGUCUGUCGGAAUCGAAAAGGCUAAAGAAGAUCUCUAUAAUGGAGUGCUCGAAGCUAAGAGAAAUCAGAGGCCUCAACAAAUUGUUCUUGGCAUCUAUACAGAUUGAGGGCUGCGGAUCUGUGGGAAAUAUUGAUGAACUGAAGAAGAGAUGCGUGUGGGGAAGUUUCGAUGAAUUAGAAGUUGAGAACAACGCCGAUUGAUGAGAAAAGAAAAAAGUGUCUGCCUGCGAUUCCGCACCUCACCUAAAAGGAAAGAUCCAGAGAGAGUGAAGAUUCAGAACUGCAGCAAUGGCGGGGUUGCAGAGAUCUGCGGUGUCUUUCAGGAGACCGGGCUCCUCACUCCUCAGGCCUUGUGUGGGACGACAGGUUCCUCUCGGGGAAGCUCAACCAAGUGAACAACAAAGCCGGCGACAAGGCCAACAAGCCGAAAGAUCCUGACGGCAGGAAAGAACCGACCCGCGAUUCCGAGAAGCUGUCAAGGACUGCCCGCAGUCCUCUUCCCCCGAUUGAGACGGCGGCCCUGGAGAGGAACCACAACUACAACCACACUUGACGAUCUCUUCUCCCAGAACACGGAAAUGCUCGACUGUCGAGCACGACGGUGCAGCUCCGGCAAAUGGGGCCCUUUCUCCGCUGCCAAAGCCGCUUCCUCCUUCCUUCCCUCUGGGAGUGAGAAAUGUAUGGAAAUCUAAGGGAAAAGAAGAAGCCUCUGUGGGAAGACAAGAAGUUCCAUGUGGGAAGCUUUUGGCUGAAGAACAGAGAGCGGUUGUUUCUGGUACAUUCCCUAGGAUCACCGGACUUUUCAAUGGAAGAUUGUUACGCACAUGCUUGCGUCUCUUACCCGCAUGGAAGCGUUCUGCUUCGGUGCAACAAGAUCAGUGAUCGCAUCAAUGAGACAAGGUGCAAGCUUUUCGUGAUGACUUCCACAUACAGCAACUCAAGGUUCUAUGCUAAUGGCAGGAAAAAAACAAAUAUGAUGAACUGAGUAACAAUGCAUGCAUAUGUCAGUCUGAGCCAUGAUACUAUAGAUUAGGAAAAAUAUCGAUCCUGAUGCGGCAACUUGCCCCUUAAGCUGUGCUGGUAUUGACAUUUUAAACAGGUUCUGAAUGUGAAUUGAGGUCUUGCGA